This is a messenger RNA of Ochlerotatus camptorhynchus, 1076 nucleotides long. Its product is annotated as transmembrane protein 138. The coding region runs from base 112 to 600 and encodes 162 amino acids. Lineage: Eukaryota; Metazoa; Arthropoda; Insecta; Diptera; Culicidae. Gene Ontology annotation, cellular component: cilium. The transcript has 4 exons. The record is from RefSeq and is a predicted model, not a curated record.
AAGAGAGUGCAUCUGCUGUUGCGUGGGUGGUGCAGUGUGCCGUACUAGCAGAACGUAGAAAGGAUCUACAUUCGUAAUACUUCAAACCGCGGUUCAUCGCUGAAAAAAAAAAUGUUCAAACUAUCUCUGAAACGGUUUGCUUCCUUAUUAUUUUUCCAACUGGUCUUCUUGAGCGUCGAUUUAGGAAUCAACAGCUUCUCGUAUCUGGUCCGUGGCGACAAAGUGUCCAUCAUCUUUCUGUUUUUAGCCCAGGAUGUAUGCUUGAUUCUCUCGCUUACGGCGAUUAUCUUCAGUCUGUACUCAACUUAUGUUUAUCAGGCUGGUAUGGCCCAUUUGCUGUAUGAGAAGUUCCGGGUCCCACUGUUGGCAGCAAUGACGUAUUUCCUGCUCUGCAUCAGCCUACACAUCUGGCAAGUGAUUGAUCACCACAAGUCUCCGUAUCUCUUCCAAUGGCCCAAGGCACUAACGGCUCUCUUCAUCAUACAGAGACUAUUUUCUCCUCUCUACUACUAUCUGUACAAGAGAUCCGCUUUGAAGAUGAGCGAUCCACGGUUCUAUGAAAAUUUGGAUUGGAUCACUUCGCAGUUGGCUAUCAAGUAAAUCCUGGGGGAAGGAAUAGUGCUACUUUACGUUGAAUAUUAUGUGUUUAGCAAUGUCGUUUGUGCACUCGGAUAUAUGGGUUGUUGCUUUUGUUGCAGGAGGUCCGUGGAACCCCGUUGGGUUGGAUCAAACUUCAGUUGUCCGAUUCAUUCAGUUGAAUAUCGAGAUUAUUCAGGCACAUACUUUUUUUUAGUUAAUCUUACGUUAUAGAUUCUAAUAAAAAGUUGCUAUUAUCACAAGGCAGCGAGUUCUAUAGGAAUCUCGUGCGUCGUCUCAAAGUUGAACGAAUAGACUGUCGGUUUAAAUCGAUGUUACGCUCAUAAAGAGUAAAUAAAAAAAAGUAUUGAAAAAUUUGUCGUACUAGCAAGACAGUAAAAUAUGUUAUUGCACAUAUCAAUAAAUCAUAACCAUGAUGUUUGGGAAUUUAUUUGCAUCGAAAUGUCCCUUCUUUAGUAACACGCAUAUAACAGACCCAU